Fusarium sp. VM40 is the source of this 684-nucleotide messenger RNA. Lineage: Eukaryota; Fungi; Ascomycota; Sordariomycetes; Hypocreales; Nectriaceae. The record is from the annotation of a GenBank genome assembly.
AUGGCGCAAAAGCGACUUAUGCAGGAGCUGCAACCACUCCAGAAGGAGAAAUGGGUCAACAUUGAGACCGACGACUCAAACCUGUUGCGCUGGAAACUCGGACUCUGGGUCGUCAACCCCGACAGCAUCUGGCACGGAGCCUAUCUCAAGGCCGAGAUGAGAUUUCCCCACGAUUACCCUUAUCAGCCUCCCACCUUCAAGUUCUUAACCAAGAACAUCUGCCAUCCCAAUAUCUAUACCGACGGAAACCUCUGCAUUUCCAUCCUUCAUAAGCCAGGCGAGGAUGAGCAGUCAGGCGAACUAGCUAGCGAGCGUUGGAAUGUGCUACAUGGCGUCGAAUCCGUUCUCCGAUCAGUCCUACUCCUCCUUGACGACCCUGAGAUCAACUCUCCUGCAAACGUCGACGCGAGCGUCCUCUACCGCGACCACAAAACACAGUACAACAUGCUCGCGGAGGAUAUCGUGAACAAAUCCAAAAAAGACAUCCCUGCAGGCUCAAGAAUGCCCACACCAUCCGAACUUGCUGUCGUGCCACAGAAGCCGAUCGAUGAUGACGCCGAUUUCUGGAACAUGACCGACGAAGAAGCAGACUUUGGCGGUAGCGACAGCGACGAGGAUAUGGAGGAUUUUGACGAUGAUGACGAUGACGACGACGACGUUCGAGACCAACGUCAAGCUUCUUAG